AUGAGUUCCAAAAUAUUGCUAUAUCAAGGCUUUCUUGUGCUUGUCAUGGUAACAGCGACCAGCCCCAGCAUUGUCGCCAGGGUCGCCCCCAGCCCAAGUUUUACCAAGGUACCUUGGAACCCAGCCUCAUCUGCCAAUAUUGGUCGGCAUGUGCUUCCCAAACAUAUCGUCUAUGCACGUACGGGUUCGAAAGAAGGAGAGCAUCUUGUCGAGGGGAGAGGCAGUGCCAGUCCGACCCACGUUACCAGGACCAUUGACAUUAAUGAAGGAGGCUGGACAACAGACUCGCCUGCCAAUAUUGCUCGAGAUGAACUACCGGCCCAUCAAGUCGAUGGACUUAAGUGGUCCAGAACAAUAAAACAUGUCGUCGAAGGGAGGGGCAGUCUGUUAGGAAGAGAUGAAGAGAGUAAAGAAAAGCUUGCGCUGGCCCAUCAAGCGUAUCCCACAAUUCAAAAGGCCGGGGAUUAUAUCAAAUCUAAGCUUGGUUGGACCGGUUCAAAACCUGAAACUGAUAAGAACCUAUGGGAAGAGGGAGUCUACAACAACCGCCUUUAUGCUCAAUUCCACUUGAAUGAAUAUCCCUACGCUUUACCACCAAAGGUGACCCACUGGGUGUAUUGGAUACGGGUUUCUCCAGUAAACGAAGAGUCAUUCCGGCCGUUGGCCCAUGAGAGUGUACCACAUUCUGAUUACUUGGACCCGGUAAGGGUAGCCGCGCUAACGAGAUAUGUCAACCACUACGAUUUGUAUGGGUGGUCUGGGAUUCCUGAACGCAUUAUCCGGACUCAUCGGCCUUCGAGUUUUGCCCAUCCGACAGAUCAUGUGGUCUGGAAAGACCCCGUAUCAGGAGAAGAAGUGACCCGUUUGCAAGGCGCUCGGGCCAUACAGUGGGCAGGAAGACAUGUCUGCAAGGCAAUCCAAUCUCAAUUUCCUCCAGACGAUUAUCAAGUCUUGUUUAAUCGAGCACCUGAGCGUUGGAAAAGCGUCGUUGAGCCUGAUCACGUCCAGUACGUAAAUGAAUAA
This is a messenger RNA of Puccinia triticina, 1023 nucleotides long. RefSeq lists its product as uncharacterized. NCBI's taxonomy places the organism in Eukaryota, Fungi, Basidiomycota, Pucciniomycetes, Pucciniales, Pucciniaceae. Gene Ontology annotation, biological process: N-acetylglucosamine metabolic process. The record is from RefSeq and is a predicted model, not a curated record. Gene Ontology annotation, cellular component: cytoplasm. The coding region runs from base 1 to 1023 and encodes 340 amino acids. The transcript has 6 exons.